Molecule: messenger RNA, 1008 nt
Organism: Lathyrus sativus (Indian pea)
Lineage: Eukaryota; Viridiplantae; Streptophyta; Magnoliopsida; Fabales; Fabaceae
Source: the annotation of a GenBank genome assembly
AUGAUCAUGAAUCCUCAUCAUGGUGGAGUGAAGGAUGAAUUUGUAGGAGGAAGUUCUUCCUUUUGUAUGGUUGAUGGUCCUCAACCAAUGGAAGGACUUCAUGAAAAUGGUCCUCCACCAUUUCUCACAAAAACAUAUGAUAUAGUUGAUGAUCCUUCCACAAAUCAUAUAGUUUCAUGGAGCACAGGUAACAACAGCUUUGUUGUGUUGGAUCCUCAGGCCUUUUCUGUUAGUCUUCUUCCAAGAUUCUUCAAACACAACAAUUUCUCCAGUUUUGUCAGACAACUUAACACAUAUGGAUUUAAGAAGGUUGAUCCAGAUAAGUGGGAAUUUGCCAAUGAGAUGUUUCUAAGAGGACAGAAAAUUCUCUUGAAGAACAUUAGAAGGAAAAGAGCAAAUAAAUCACAAGCAAUGCAACAACAAGCUCUAGACACUUCUUGUGUUGAGGUAGGAGGGUUUGGAUUAGACGGAAUCGAAGUCGAUCGGUUACGGCGCGACAGACAAGUUCUAAUGGUUGAGUUGAUGAAACUUAAACAAGAGCAACAGAAUACUAGAACUCACCUUGAAGCAAUGGAAGGAAGGGUUAAAAGAAAUGAACAGAAACAAAAACAGAUGAUGCAUUUCUUGGCAAGAGCAAUGCAAAAUCCUAAUUUCUUGCAACAGUUAGUUCAAAAGAAGGAAUGGAGAAAAGAGUUAGAGGAAAUGAUUUCUAUGAAGAGAAGAAGAUCUAUUGAUCAAGGUGGGCCUAGUGAUGUUGAAGUUGGUGAUGAGUUAGGAUAUGAUGGUGAAGAUUGCUUAACUUCUGUUAAACUUGAACAUCAUCAAGAUUUUGAGGAGGAUACUAAUCUGAUUAAUCAAGUUGAUAUUAGAGAUAAAGUGAUUGAUAUUGAAGUGUUUUGGAAAGAUUUUUUUAAUGAAGGUAAUAUUGAAGAUAAAGAUGUAGUACGUGUUGAAGAUGUUGAUGUAUUGGUUGAGCAACUUGGUUAUCUUGCUUCUAGUCCUAAAUAG